Messenger RNA from Mirounga angustirostris (Northern elephant seal), 2985 nucleotides. It is a transcript of the gene MORC1, whose product is annotated as MORC family CW-type zinc finger 1. The transcript has 28 exons. The coding region runs from base 1 to 2985 and encodes 994 amino acids. The record is from RefSeq and is a predicted model, not a curated record. Gene Ontology annotation, molecular function: zinc ion binding. Gene Ontology annotation, cellular component: nucleus. Lineage: Eukaryota; Metazoa; Chordata; Mammalia; Carnivora; Phocidae.
AUGGGCGACAAGUAUGCCAGUCUGCGACGGGCCCAGCUGCAUCUGGACUUCGUCCACGCCAACUCCACCACGCACAGUUUCAUUUUUGGAGCGCUGGCCGAAUUGCUGGACAAUGCAAGAGAUGCAGGGGCUGCAAGACUUGAUGUGUUUUCAGUGGAUAAUGAAAAACUGCAGGGUGGAUUCAUGUUGUGCUUCCUGGAUGAUGGAUGUGGUAUGAGCCCUGAGGAAGCUUCAGAUAUCAUUUACUUUGGAACAUCCAAGAAACGGUCAUCAACCUUGAAGUUUAUUGGGCAAUAUGGUAAUGGUCUUAAAAGUGGAUCCAUGAGGAUUGGGAAAGACUUUAUUCUUUUUACAAAGAAGGAAGAAACGAUGACCUGUGUGUUUUUUUCUCAGACAUUCUGUGAAAGAGAAGGUCUUACUGAGGUUGUUGUUCCAAUACCUUCAUGGUUAACAAGAACCAGAAAAUCUGUCACAGAUGAUCCUCAAAAAUUCUCAACAGAAUUGUCUAUAAUUUUUAAGUACUCUCCAUUUAGAAAUGAAGCUGAACUGAUGCAGCAGUUUGAUGUGAUCUAUGGGAAAUGUGGUACUUUGCUGGUUGUUUAUAACUUGAAGCUUUUGCUUAGCGGAGAACCAGAAUUGGAUGUUAAGACUGACAAGGAAGACAUACUGAUGGCUGGAGCUCUUGAGGAUUUUCCAGAGAGAUGGUCAUUCAGAGCCUACACAUCUGUUCUGUAUUUUGAACCUUGGAUGAGAAUAUUCAUUCAGGCCAAAAGAGUUAAAACAAAACACCUAUGUUAUUGCCUCUACAGACCCAGAAAGUAUCUAUAUGUCACAUCUUCUUUUAAAGGAGCAUUUAAAAAUGAAGUUAAGAAGGCAGAAGAAGCAGUCAAGAUUGCCGAACUCGUGUUGAAAGAGGCACAAGUCACAGUAAACCGGCCUGACAAGACUUCUUUGUCUUCUGCCAAGGACGUAUUACAGAAAGCUUUGGAAGAUGCAGAAGCAAAGCAUAAGAUUCUUAAAGAGAAACAGAGAGAAUUAAAAAAAGCCAGGACACUGUGCUUGAUCUUUGGGGUGAACAUAGAAAAUCGAAGCCAAGCUGGGAUGUUCAUUUACAGUAAUAACCGCCUGAUCAAAAUGCAUGAGAAAGUGGGCCCACAGUUGAAACUGAAGUCCUUACUCGGUGCAGGCGUGGUUGGAAUUGUUAAUAUACCCUUGGAGAUCAUGGAGCCAUCCCAUAAUAAGCAGGAAUUUCUCAAUGUUCAAGAGUAUAAUCAACUACUAAGAGUCAUGGGGCAGUACUUGGUCCAGUACUGUAAGGACACCGGAAUCAGUAAUAGAAAUCUAACAUUGUUUUGGAAUGAAUUUGGAUAUCAGAAGGACAAGGACAUGGAGAGAUCUUUAGAUUCUGUUCAGUAUCAAAGACGACAAGCCAUGGCCAUCCCAUUCAUCAUUCAGUGUGAUCUUUGCCUUAAAUGGAGAAUCUUGCCUUCUUCUAUUACUUAUCAGGAAAAAGAAUUUUUUGACCUCUGGAUUUGUGCUAAUAAUCCUAACCCCUUGGAAAACAGUUGUCAUCAGGCAGAACGCCUGCCUUCCAUCCCUCUGGGCACCAUGAGCUCGGUGUCACCAUCAAAAACUGAGAAAGAGAAACAACUUCGAGAGGCGAUCCAAAGGUAUCACAGUCGACUGGCAGACUCGCAGCCACAGCCUCAGUUUAUACCAACAAGUAGGAUCACUGAAUUCACUACUACCUGCCAAACUUCAGCAUCUAAGGAAAAUACAAAAACUCAGAAAGUCAGGCCUUGGGGCGAUAACUUGAAGCAGGAAUCUCUUGCCUCCUUUGAGCUUUCUGUCAGCCACAGAGGCUGGAAGAGAAACCCAGAAGGGACAAACUCUGAUGUAGAGUGUAUUGCAGAGGAUAAAAUUAUAAAGUCUCCACAGAAGAAAGCGAAGCCUCGACAGCGCAGACGUCUAGCCGCCCUGCCGGAAAAUGUCAGCCUAGCCCAGAGGUCCCAGAACUUGCUCUCAGAUUUAGCAUAUAAUAAUAAGAAAACCUACAGUUCAGUGGUCAUUUACCCCGUGCCAGAUUCAGUGGCCUCUUCUUGGGAAAUCAAUAAGAAGCAGAGUCAAAACCUUGUACAGGAAUGCCAGGCUUUGAUUGAAGUUGAAACUAGCAACAGCGAUUAUCCAGAUAUAAUCCUGGUUUUAGAUAAAAGUGACACUGAGGUCUCAUUGAAACAAGAAAAAAAGGAAGUUUCUCUUAUGAAAAAAGAAAAACAGGAGCCGUGCAGUGAUACUCCAGAAAUAAAGAGAAGCUCUUCAUUACCUAACCGGGAAAGCCUUGGCUUGUUUUUGCACAGCGCGCCGAUGGAAGAUUUAAGUCCAAGUCCUGGACACAACACCAGCUUCACUGUGAGUGGUUGUUGUCACAUUGCUGCUUUACUGAAAGAGUCUUCUCAAAGCACAUCUGUCAAGGAAACUGUAAGAAAACUGGCAUCUAAUUUAAGGGAGAUUCUUCAGUACUUUUUCCCUCAGUAUCAGCUACCAUCAGAAUUUGGCUACACAUCUGUGGAGGAACUUGCAGCAAGUUUUGAGCCGGAGCAAUGCCCAGAGCAGACAAACAAAAAGCUGAGAAUGUGCUUCAACCAGAUCCAGAAUGUUUACAUGGCCCAAUAUGAAAGAGAACUAAAGAGAAAAAUGCAGUCCAUUAUCUAUGAUGCAAAUCAAAGAGGAGUGGUUAAUGAAAUAUCUCUGGGACAAUGUGAAGAAAAAAGAAAAAUUACUGAAGAUAAACUGAAUAAUCUUCGGGUAAAACUGGCAGCACUAUUGCAGAAACUCCAGCUGGGUAGUCCAGCAGGAGACCAGGAGCAGAUUGACAGGUAUUUAGAAGCUUUGCUUAAAGAAGAUAAUCCCCUUUUCCGGAACGCUUUAAAUAAAGUGACUACAGAUGUGGAACACGGUCUCCCUUUAGAAAAAAACGGAAAGUGA